This is a messenger RNA of Rhagoletis pomonella (apple maggot), 936 nucleotides long. RefSeq lists its product as uncharacterized. The record is from RefSeq and is a predicted model, not a curated record. Lineage: Eukaryota; Metazoa; Arthropoda; Insecta; Diptera; Tephritidae. The coding region runs from base 270 to 797 and encodes 175 amino acids. The transcript has 3 exons.
UUUCGUUUUGAAUGGUUCUAUAAGUAAUGAUCGAUAUUACCACUUCUUAUUAUUGCAUAGUGGUAUAAGACUUCUGUCCAAAGAGGGAUCGCUUCAAAGAGAGACAGAUAUUUCACAAAAAGUAUUGGAAGAUUUUGUAAAAUUUUUUUGGCACAUUAUAUGGUGACGAGCUAGUUACCUUUAAUGCCCAUGGACUUCUCCAUUUAACGGAUUGUGUCAAACAAUUUGGCCCACUGGAUUCUUUUUCUGCCUACAAAUUAGAAAAUUAUAUGCAGCAUAUUAAAAAAAUGAUCAAGAAGCUUAACAAAAUUUUGCAGCAUAUAUUUCUUAGGCUCCAAGAAAGACUAAGUCUUACGUCAGUUUUGAAGGGUUCUUCUAAAUUAGGGUGCUUCAGUAUUGACCAUAUGAAAGGGAAAGGCAGUUUUGGUUUCAGUAAAAAACAGGACCCAGCAAAUAAAGUAUUAAACAAAACCGCAAAUAUAUUUCCUAACUUAUAUAUUUUAGAUAUUUUGCCAAGAAUUAGCUAUGACGCCGUACAUGACCGUAUUUCCGAGUCCUCGGUGCAAAACGAUAUUCUGAAGACAAUGAGGGAGCUCGUGAACGCCCAAAGGGAGACAAAUACCCGACUGGCGAAAGUUGAGGAAAAUCAAUCCAUACUAAGCCAGGGGAUGGACGUACUUGUAGGCAAUCAAGAGAGGAUCGCUAUUGCGUUUGAGGAAAUGGAUAAAAACCCACAAACUAUGGUGCUAGCUAAGGGCAUAAGGGAGUGCAAAGUGGCCUUAAAAAAAAUUCUGUGACGUUUGUCGCAUGACUGGGGAAGUUGCAGACUCCAAAAUGGACGAAGUAGCUAGCAUGAUCCCCUUGCAUACUACCACAGCAGUGCUAGAAGUGGAACAAAGAUUGCAGUCACCAGACUUUGUUCAGACAAUGGUAACA